Messenger RNA from Cynara cardunculus var. scolymus (artichoke), 372 nucleotides. RefSeq lists its product as uncharacterized. Lineage: Eukaryota; Viridiplantae; Streptophyta; Magnoliopsida; Asterales; Asteraceae. Bases 1 to 372 code for a protein of 123 amino acids. The transcript has a single exon. The record is from RefSeq and is a predicted model, not a curated record.
AUGGGUACGGAGGUGUUGCACCCACAUGACUGCUUCRUCGAUCUUCCUCCGCCCAACUUCAUCGCUGAUUAUACCCCAAAUGGCGGAGAUUUUUAUUCAAGACCCAUAAACAAUGGUGGUUGCCGGAAAUUGCAGCCCCUCAGACGGCUGCCGGAGAAAAUGGGUUCAACACCCGGAAGAGUCAACGAUGGUGAUGACUCCGACUCGUAUGCAGGAUCGGGUUUCUUUCAUUCUCCCUCACCCAGGUCUCUACCUCUCCCAUCGUUUUUCAACAAGAAACAGCAAGAUUCCAUGGCCAUGGCGGCGGCAGAUCAUGGCGGUUUUGAUGACUCCGCCACCCAACAUCUCCGACGAUUGCUCCGGCUCGGGUGA